Molecule: messenger RNA, 2721 nt
Organism: Leptinotarsa decemlineata (Colorado potato beetle)
Lineage: Eukaryota; Metazoa; Arthropoda; Insecta; Coleoptera; Chrysomelidae
Gene: Su(H)
Product: recombining binding protein suppressor of hairless
Biological process (GO): regulation of transcription by RNA polymerase II
Cellular component (GO): nucleus
Molecular function (GO): RNA polymerase II cis-regulatory region sequence-specific DNA binding; DNA-binding transcription activator activity, RNA polymerase II-specific
Source: RefSeq, a predicted model, not a curated record
GAUAUUGGAUAGAUAGAUUUUUGAAUUGUCAAUUGUUUUAUAGAAUAGUAAUGCAGUAAGAUAGCCAGAUUUGUUACAGUUCAACUCUAAAGAAGGUGUCCCAAUGCAAUAAUUGAAUAACAAAACAAUGCUAAUGGAAAUGUUAAUUAGUUUUGGCGUUUAGGAUGUUGGUCAGACUGUCGGAAAAUCCAAGCUGUGAACAGGUGUUUUUCGAAUGAAAUGGAAUGAGGCAGAGCGAAGUUGUAUACAAGAGGAGUAUAAAAUAGUUUGUAUGGCAUGGCUAAAGCCCAAAGAGGGGAGAAUCUGAAACAGCCGCACGGCAGCAUUUUGUUCUCACGUUCAGCGGUAGCCGCGGAAGAGGCAAUCAAGUCACGCAGCGUGUUUACUAUUUGUUUACAUCUGCACUAGAUUACUCAAUCCAUUUUUGUUCAGAUGUAGAUAUGUUGGUAAAUAAGAGUAAAACAACAAAACUAUGAAGUGUAUAAAGUUGAGGUAAUUGGUGUAGUGCAAUUUCGUGAAAAAUGCCCCAUCAGUAUGGCCUGCCAGGCAUAGCCCAUGCCCAGUCGCCCCCGACACCACCCCCUCAACAUGGGGCCAUGUACCCUAGAUUUGCUGGGGCAGUGGUGCCAGGUGGAUAUAGGGGAGAAGACAGAAGACUCACCAGGGAGGCCAUGGAGAGGUAUUUGAGGGAGAGGUCUGACAUGGUGAUAGUUAUUUUACAUGCUAAAGUUGCUCAAAAAUCAUAUGGCAAUGAGAAAAGGUUCUUCUGCCCUCCACCUUGCAUUUAUCUAUUUGGAGACGGGUGGAGGCUGCGACAGGAACAAAUGUUACGCGAAGGGGAGUCGGAACAAGCUUCUCAACUUUGCGCAUUUAUCGGGAUUGGCAAUUCGGAUCAAGAUAUGCAGCAGUUAGAUCUGAACAAUGGUAAACAGUACUGCGCGGCUAAAACGUUAUACAUUUCCGAUUCGGACAAACGCAAACACUUUAUGUUAUCUGUGAAAAUGUUCUAUGGUUCAGGACAUGAUAUCGGAGUGUUUCACAGUAAAAGAAUCAAAGUUAUUUCAAAACCGUCCAAGAAGAAGCAAAGUUUAAAAAACGCAGAUUUGUGUAUAGCUAGUGGGACAAAAGUAGCUCUUUUUAAUAGGUUGAGAUCUCAGACCGUUUCGACGAGGUAUUUGCAUGUUGAGAAUGGACAUUUUCAUGCCAGUUCGACACAGUGGGGUGCUUUUACUAUACACCUUUUAGAUGAUAAUGAAUCUGAAAGUGAAGAGUUUCAAGUUAGGGAUGGAUACAUUCACUAUGGAUCAACAGUCAAAUUGGUUUGUUCUGUAACAGGAAUGGCGCUUCCCAGACUGAUAAUUCGCAAGGUAGACAAACAGCAGGCAUUGCUUGAAGCCGACGAUCCGGUAUCCCAACUUCACAAAUGCGCAUUCUACAUGAAAGACACUGAACGCAUGUACCUGUGCCUCUCCCAGGAAAGAAUCAUACAAUUCCAGGCGACUCCUUGCCCCAAGGAACCCAACAAAGAAAUGAUCAACGACGGUGCCUGUUGGACAAUCAUCUCAACGGAUAAGGCAGAAUAUCAGUUUUAUGAAGGAAUGGGCCCAGUACGGUCGCCAGUAACACCAGUUCCUGUUGUCCACAGCUUGCACCUGAACGGCGGAGGAGAUGUUGCGAUGUUGGAGUUGACAGGGGAUAACUUUUCUCCUUCGUUGCAAGUUUGGUUCGGGGAUGUUGAAGCUGAGACUAUGUAUAGAUGCCAAGAAAGUAUGUUGUGCGUUGUUCCCGACAUCUCCCAAUUUCGAGGCGAGUGGCUCUGGGUGAGACAACCUACUCAAGUCCCCGUUUCUCUGGUAAGAAACGACGGUAUUAUAUAUGCUACGGGAUUGACCUUCACAUACACUCCAGAGCCGGGCCCGCGGCCCCAUUGUCCGCCGGCUGACGAAAUCAUGAGGCAAGGCCAGAGAAACGCCGCAGUAGCUCAAGCUCAAUCGCAAGCUGCCAUCGCAGAGACCGCUUGGAAUUCUCACGGGAUGCAUUAGGGUAAUAGAAUAUGUGCAAUUUUUGACCUUUUGCGUCUUAGAAACUGGUUGCCUUGAACUUACUACACAGCAAGGAGAAAUAUGUUGUGUGUUUUAGAAGUUUAUUUCUCAUAGGCGAGUCAGACAACCAUUUGGUAGAAAUCUCCAUAAUGUAGAAUGAGCAAAACUACAAGUGAAACUUGUAGUAUCCGUCAAUUUUGAGAAGUUCACGUAAGUAAAAUAACUGUUAUUUUGAUACAUCCAAAUUAUAUAAAAAAAAAGAUUUAAUUAUUUCGAGAGAGUACAUUCCAACAAGAGAAUGUAAAAUCCUAAAGUUCACAUAACUUUCAGUAUUUGAAAAAACUAGACCUUUUUGAUACCUUUUUUAAAUUGAUUAUUUUCAUUCAAACUUUCAGACAUGUAAUUUGUUCAACAAAUUUAUAAGAUUCAAUAAAGAGGUGAGUCAAAAUGAAAUAUUUGAUGUGGUUGAUGUAGAAUUUUCAGUUCUUGAUUCUCGACAAUCUAUACAAAAAUAAUAAUUAAUGUAAAAUAUGUGUACAACUGAAAAAGAGCCGACUGCUCUUCCAUUGCAAUGAUAGAAACGGUUUCCUUUGAAGGAAGAAAAAACUUAGAGGUGUUUGAACAACUUUGCAAAUUCUGAAUUUGUUCAUUAGAGCAAAUUUAGAAUUGUUGUUAAUAA